Messenger RNA from Lymnaea stagnalis (great pond snail), 17179 nucleotides. The record is from the annotation of a GenBank genome assembly. Lineage: Eukaryota; Metazoa; Mollusca; Gastropoda; Lymnaeidae.
CACAUCAUCAGAUUUCAUGGUAAAAUGGUGAGGAGUGAUUUUGUUACUUUUUCAUAUCUGAAACUAAUUAAAAAAAUAUACAAGUGGAAAGAAAAAGUAUAUUAAUAUAUGUGUUUUUUUUAAAAAUUGGAUGGUAUAAAUACUUAUUAUAGUUUGGAAUGUUGACUGCGAACAUAGUUAUUAUUUAUGUUUAAGAGAAAAAACAAUUAAUGCUCCCAUAUUUAAGUUUCUGAAAAAUAUUUAGGACUCACAUAUACUUCUUUUAAAGCAGCAUACAAACAUUUUUUAAUUGAAUGGAUAGGUUCUGUAUAAGAGAUAAAAUUAAAUGGUUUCAGGUUUUGUGCCCAUAAAAAUUACAUAAUGCUCUAGACAGCAUCAUGGAAAAAACGGUAGUAUUGUUCGUUUCAUAACCAAGAGUUAGUAACUUCUAAUUAGUUUGGGUAAGUCACCAAGCUAAGGGCAAAUAGGCAUGCGGAAUGAACUCUUCGAUUGAGAAGGUGACUCUUCUUGGGGAUGAAGUAAACCCCGAGUAGGGUUUCUUAUUUCCCGAGGGGUUUUGCUUAUCAUGGGAAAACGGGAAUAAAUAAAGUUUUCCUCAUCCCAAGAUAAAAUUAAUUUAUGAAAAAUAUAUUUUAAACUGGAAAAAAAACCUUCAACAAUUAAUAAGUUUUGGAUUCUGUGCAGGUCUCUGAUUCUAGUUUUUAAUCAGUCACUAAAUUUUUACCAAAUGGCUACAUGAAAAUGUUUCUAACAUCUUGUAACAAGGGCUUCAUUUUGAAUUUUUAAAAAAACAACAUUUAGGUAGGUUAAUACAUAACAUUUUUAUAUUUUUUAUAUAUCUUACUAUGUUGAUGUUGGAAAUAAAAAGCUACAUAAUAUAAAGGUGUUUGGACACAUGAGCAUCUUGGGCUAGUGAAGUUUUUAGAGCACAGGUUUCCAGCCAAAGAGAAACAAUUGACUUAGAAGUAGUGAUAUUUAAAUAGUUUUCUUUUUAAAUCAGUGUCUUAUUUUAGUUGAAACUCAAUUUGUUAUUUCAAGCAUGAUGUUAAAUAUAUGAAAAAUUAAGUUUUAAAAUGUUUUCCUUGCGGAGAAUUUACCAUAUUUAAAAACCCCUUUUUCCAAUAUAUCGUGGUAAUGGUCACUUUGCUUCUAUAUGAAUAUGGUCAUGAGUUUAAAACGCAUGAGAACCUGUGUACUUGAUCUACUAAGCUUAGUAAUUCAGCGCAGUUAACUAGAUUGUACAGGUCUUGGCUUAUCGCUAAUUUGUGACAAUCUGUCAUUUGCUGAAAUUUAAAAAAAAAAAAAAUGUAAAUUGUAUUCUAAAAGUGUGUGCCCGUGUGAGAUUUCGGGAAAGAAACCCUAACCCCCGAGUUUUAAAAAAAUCCGCACUCACUGAGGUUGGAAGGCAGCACUCAACUAGUUUAAUGAUUAGACAUCAUGUCUAUAAUCUUCCAACUUGCACAAUAUCAAUAAUGGGGUAAUAAGACAAAAUAUGAGUAAAUUACUGCAUUAGAUUUGAAUCCAAUACUUAUUUAUUCUGUUUUGAAUUUUUAAAAAUAAAAAUGUGCUCAUUUAAUUGAUAAAGAAUGUGUAUCUACAGGUAUGCUGCAUCUGCAUUGUGUAAAUAUUUAGCAAUGUCAGAAAGUGAAACUGUAGUGUUUUUCAAGAAAUAUUUUACAUCUGAGGAACAGAGAGCAAUGACUUUAAGGUUUUUAUUUUUUUCAAUUAUUUUUUUUAUUGAUUUAAAUAAGAUAUUUGUAUUUUUAAAUAAUAGUAUAAAGUAUUAAUGUUCAAAUAAUUAUUUAGAAAUCCUUCACCUUUGUCCCCAGUUUUUAUAUAACUGUUUAACUAAACGACCUUGCUUUAACUAUUUGUAUCUUCCAUAAUGAAAAUAGAAAUAUACUCUGUGUAUAUUAAACAUUCAAAUACAAUGUGGUUCAUAUGUGAUAUAAGCAAAUUUGAUUUUACACACUUAACACUUUAUAUCCACACUGCCCCAUUUGGUGAUGACCAAUUUUAACCUUUAUGUCCACAGAACGCCGAUAGGCAAUUGUGUAACAUAGCAAGGAGAAAAAUUGAUGAAUAAUCUCCCUGUAGCUGCCCAUGCAUUCUAACGUGUUAACAAUCUUCCCCAAUGUUUCAGCAAUCACAACUUUUCAAUAAAAUAGUUUGUUUAAAGUUCAAAUAUUUAAAAAAAAUAAAAAAUCAAACUUUGAGGUUUUUUUUCACUAAUCAAUAGUGUUUUGAUAGCAGUUUACAUGUAAUUAUUGAUAAUUCCUCAGGUCAUAAUGCUAGUUGUAUUAAUACAGAUUCCACUGUUCGAAUUUAUAAGGGAAUCAAUAUAGUAUGUCUUGAGAAAGUUAUUGAGUUUAUCUUCUUAUAAUUUUAUGUUCCACCGUUCCGCUGCAAAAAGUCACAUGGACAGAAGGGGCAUUUUACUCCAUGCGUUACGUGUAUAUAAUAAUCCUCAAAGGGACAUUGUCUGCCCUCUAAAGAAACUUAAUACAGAUUUACCCCUUUUAAAUGGUUAUUUAAGGCUAUUCCCUCAACAAAAGAUUUUGCAGUAACAAUGACAUUAUCUUUUGAAUUUUUUAAAACUCUUCAUCCUUUUAUUUUGCAAGUGAUCACGUGCACUUUUUAAAAAAACAGAUUUUGCACCUUUUCCUGUAUUUUACACUUGUGUAAAAUGGCUGUGUUGCCCCAUCUAGUGUGGAUAUAAAGUGUGUACUUGCAAAUAAAUUAAAUGAAUUGAUGUGAGGAAAGAAUGAGCAAAUGAAUGAUGUAAGGGCCUUAUCACGGGUAAUUUUUUAGCUGUGUGUUCAGUCUAAAUUGAAUACAUUUUAAAUAUUUGCCCUUUAUUUAAAGGGUGGAGUCUGAAAAACUCCACAACCUGGAGAAGUUAAUGACAGCAAGUGGGGCAAUGCAAGUAGAAAAUGUGGAUUCACAACAAACACACACAAGGCAGAAUUUGGUGAUGAGUGACCUGAGCACAUCAGUUGUUAGUGUGAUGGAAAUACUUCUGCCAAAAAUAAGUUCAGCUGAACCAGAUGAUAUGGUUUGUACAUAAUAAGCUGUUAAUAAGUGAACCAAAAAUACAUUUUUUUUACGUUGAUUGGAUUACACAUGUACAGUUCUGUGAAAGCUGGUCAAAAUAUUUUAUUAGAAUUUUCAUGAAGUAGUAUUUUAAGAAUACACAUUUUUGAUGCAUAUUUUAAAAGUAAUAUUGUUACUUUCCGAUGUUUUUUGUAUGUCAUGAAUUAUUUUUAUAAUACCUUAUCUUGAUGUUUAUUAAGUGAGAUAAUUCAUUAUAUGUCUCUAUGUUAAUCCAAGCAAAGUAAAGUAUUCCUGUAGUGUUUAAAUUAUUCUUUUUUGGAAAAUAUAUAUGAGAUCAAGAACACAAAAAGCAUUUUGACAUUUUUACAGGCACAUAGUCCUUUGGUCCUUGUUCCAUCUACACGACAACAUCUUCGUAGUUUGGCCUUGGCUGUAUCUUGUCAUAAGCCUGUGAUGCUUCAGGGCCCAGUUGGUUGUGGAAAAACUUCUCUAGUUGAGCAUCUGGGUAGGCUAACUGGUCGCCACAAAGUGCCGCAUCUGAUAAAGAUUCAACUAGGGGAUCAAACUGAUAGCAAAGUAAGUUUUAUUAAUUUCUAUUAAAGACACUGAAUCCAUAUGUUCAGAAUGAUCUAUCAUUAAAUUAACAUUUCAUUUUACCAGACUGAAAAUAAAUAGUCUACCACUAUUUUGUGCACAGGCCUUGCUUGGGACAUACUGCAGCACAGAGGUCCCUGGAGAAUUUGUGUGGAGGGCUGGUGUACUUACUCAAGCUGUUGUAGAAGGAAGCUGGGUGUUGCUGGAGGAUGUUGACACCGCUCCUAUGGAUGUCUUAUCUUUGUUGGUGGCAUUGGCAGAAACGGGAACACUAUCGGUUCCAGGUCAUGGGGAUGAGGUUAAAGUGUCUCCAGGCUUUCAGUUAUUCACAACCAGAAGGUAUGUAGGAAAGGUCAUAAAAAUACGCCACUGUUCAUUUCAAAGUGCACACUUUUCAUAAGUGGGGCUAAUUUGAUUCUGUAUCAAUGGACACCUCAGUAGACUUGUUACACAUUUUUCCUAUUCAUCUUAUCAGCGGAAAAUUCCAUUUGUUUUGUACCUGAUGUAUAUAGUAUGGACUUUGUAAAAAUAUUUAUUAUAUUUCAUACAUUUAGCUAACUUUUAGUUACAUAUAUUUCUCUAUUUCAACCAGACUUGUGAGCUCAUUAGAAGGUAUUCAUCAACAAAAAGGAGGAAAUUCUGCUGUGCUGGAAAAAUUAUGCACAAUAAUCAAUGUAGAGCCCUUAUCUAGGAAUGAGCUGAAAGAGGUUAGUAAUCUUAGAUUUUAUUUGCUUACCAUUGUGGCUUUGAAACAGUUUCAUACAGAUGUUUGUUUUUUUUAACUCUAUAAAAGAUUAGUAAAUCCUAAUACCUUUUGAAAGUAAAUUAAUUUUAUAGAUGUUUUUUUACCUCAUUUUAGGUUUUCUGACCCUUAUAUGAUUAAUGCCUAGUUAUGCUUGAUGUAGAUCAUUUUGUUAUGAUCAUUAAUUUAUUUGCUUAUUAAAUGUUACUUACAUUAGAAAUCUCUCUAGACGUUAACUUCUUUCAUAUGUAGAUAAAUGUGUAUUCCAAGACUUUUAAUGAUUUAUGAUGUUAUUAUUUUGACCCAUGCCUAAAAAUUGAAGUUGGUUCUUUAGACUGCUUAAAUAAUUAUUUUCAAUUGGAUUUAUUUCGAGCUUUUAUGUGUUGAUAACAUUUAGUUCAUUGGUAGGCAAGCAUAUUAAACCGUCAGCAUUGCAAAAGAAUGAAUAAAAUGAAGAUAAAAUGGUGAAAGAAAGACAUUUUUAUCAUUUUAUUCCAAUAUCUGCCAUUAAUUUUCUAACAGGUUAUAUCAGUGAAAUUUUCUGCAUUAUCACCUGUCGCAGACAAACUUUUGAACAUUUACUUUCUGUUGUCUGCUGGUAGACACAACAUGGGAGAAAUAGACCAACAUGGAGAAUCAUCUACUCAUGGGAAAUUUCUUUCUCUUGAUGGCAGGCUGAUCUCCACAAGGUAUGUUCAAAAUUUCAAAUGAUAUUUUACAAUUCAUUCUGUACCCCACAAACACUGUAAAUAGUGAGAAUGAGGGGGUGAUAUAUGGUAGGAAAGGGAUAUUUCUUUAUUAUUCAUUUAAAGACCAAAUAAAAGCAUUUAUCCCUCAAUAACUAAACAGGAAAACCUUUCCUUCUGUCUUCAGAGACCUAAUGACUUGGUGUAGCCGUUCAAGUGUAGACUUUGAUCAUACUGAAUCCUCACAGGGUUUGAAAGUAUUUCUUGAAGCACUGGACUGCUUUGUUUCUUGUCUCUCUAAACCAAACAUGAGACUUUCAUUGGCAACAGCCAUUGGUGUGAAGUUAAAUAUUACUGAGGAUAGGGUGAGUAAUACCUAGAUUGGAUAAACUGAAGUUAUAUUUCUACAUCAUGUUUUUUGUUGUUGUCAUAUCUGUAUACAUGCAUUCAAUUAGUGUUUGUGUUUGCAUUAUAAUUAAGUCUCAAGUCUUUAAUGAUAUACAUUACCUGUUCUUUUCUGCAGUUUGUGCGUAGAUAUGAUUUUUGUUUGUUUUUCGGGCUAAAUAUUUUUGUAUUUUUCAGGCUAAAUAUUUUUGUGCAGAGCACAAACCAGGAGUACAAGAGACAACAAGUUUUCUUGAAAUAGGAAGAGCCAAGUUGAAAAGACAAAAGCUUAAGUUAAAUAGUUUGAUAAGGUGAGAAUACAAAUGUUUUGACCUGUUGUUACUGUUUGUUCCUAAGUAAAUAGAAUUCCAUUUUAAAAAUAAAAGUUUCUUAACAUGCAUAAACUUGAUUUGCUUUAGAAAGAAUUAAGAAAAAAAAAUAGAUGAAAGUAUUUAUAGACAAACAAUAAAGGCUAUGGUGAGUUACAUUGAACUUCUUUUAAGGUGCAUUAACUUGGGUUAUUUAUUUCUGAUUCUACAGUAAACCUGCUCCUGUGUUUUCCUACACACGAUCUUCAUUAGUCCUGUUGGAAAAAGUUUCUGUUUGCAUUCAACGCAAUGAACCAGUUUUGUUGUGUGGAGAAACUGGAACAGGAAAGACUUCUACUGUUCAGUUUUUGGCGCAUCAUUUAGGUAGGAACGCUUUUAAGGAUAUUAAAAAUGCUGCCAACCAAUGGGUCAGAAUAAUAAAGUGGUUUUAAUUUUUUUAUGAAUGAUAGCUUUUAAUGUCUUCCUACACUGAUUCUUUGAAGACGUCAAUGUGAAGUCAGGGGUCCCCCAGGGAUCAGUCCUGGGCCCCUGUUUGUUCCUAGCAUACAUUAAUGACCUACCCGAGAAACUGACAUCACAGGCAAGACUGUUCGCAGAUGACACAGCAGUGUAUAGGAUGAUCGCCAACAGAUCUGACCAGGACCAGCUACAACAGGAUCUCAAUCUGUUAGCUGAGUGGGAGAUGAGCUGGGACAUGGAAUUUCACCCUGCCAAGUGCCAGACACUAUCAGUCUCUAGAAGUUGUACUCCUCUACACUACCAAUACGAACUGCACGGCCAUAUACUUGAGCCAGUUUCCUCCGUAAAGUACCUGGGUGUUACCAUUCAAAGAGAGGUCCGCUGGGACGAGCAUAUUAACAAUGUAUGUAACCAAGGAAACAAGACCCUAGGGUUCUUAAGGCGAAAUCUAAAGAUUGGCAACUCCUGUGUGAAAGAAAGAGCAUAUGAAGCCUUUAUCCGUCCGAUUUUAGAUUAUGCAUCUUCAGUCUGGGACCCAUUUACCCAGAAGAGCAUUGACAGGUUGGAGGCGGUCCAGCGACGAGCAGCACGCUUUGUCCUAAACCGCUACAGGAAUACCUCUAGUGUUGGCAGCAUGCUAGAAACACUAGGCUGGUCACCAUUGGAGAAACGACGACGACAAUCCAGGCUCUCCAUGAUGUACAAGAUAAAUAAUGGGCUGGUCCACUGUUCCAGUAUUAAACAGAAACUCGUCCCUCUCCCCCAUAGACAGCGACGAGGCCAUGACAGGCAAUUCAGGCUCAUACCAGCAAGAAGCCAGUAUAGGAGCUGCUCAUUCCUGCCCAAGACAAUCAGGGACUGGAACAAUCUUUCAAAAGGAACAGUUGAGGCGACAACACUAGACACAUUUGUGUCUAUUGCCUCAAGCCUUCAAACCCCUAGUGCAUGAUUUCCUCAUCACCACCAGUAACAGAAACAUUGCAAAUCCCAUCUACAUGCAUAGGAGCCAAAUUGAUCAAUAAAUUGAUCGUGGGCCCUUACGAUAUAGAAGAAGAAGAAGAGACGUGAUAUCCAAUGUAUAAACAAAUCUAAAACUUGAAACUAGUGCUUAGGUUGCCUUAAAUAAUCUCCUGAUGAGGAUAAUCAUAUUAAAAAAUAAAUUAACAUCAUUACUCUUUUUAGGUCAUAGGCUACAUGUUAUUAAUCUAAACCAGCAAAGUGACAGCACAGACCUUCUGGGCGGGUAAUUAUCAAUUUAAUAAUUACAUAAAUUUUAGAUAUAAUUUUAGAUUUUAGUCUAAAUAAAAAUUAAGGUUACAUAAAUUGCAUGUUAAACUGGGCUGUAGCUUGUCCUUGGGAAUCUUAUAAAAAUAAACCACAAUAAUUUUUUAAAUAUAUAUUUUUUAAUGUAUAAACAUCUUCUUGUUUCAUUUAGCUUUAAACCAGUUGAUUUGAAAUUUGUCAUCAUGCCACUUAGAGAAGAAUUUGAAACUCUUUUUUGCAACUCAUUCUCAAGAGCACAAAAUGAAAAAUUUCUUUCCCACAUCCAGGUAAAAAAAAAACAAAUUUAAAUGAUUAGAUAUUGAGAUUGAUGCAAUUUCUUGUACAACCUUGAUUUUCCCAUUAAAAUAAAUCUAGCCUGAUUAGCUUUGUUCUUGUUAAAUUAUUGUCAUUAUUACGUUAGUGAAGGAAAUUUAUUGUGUUGUGUAGGAUGGUUUAAAAAAUCUCUAAAAAUCACAAAAAUUUAUAAAUCAUGAGUCUUUUUUUAAUAAUUUUAGACACUCUUCUCAAAAAAACGCUGGAAUGAUCUUCUGUCCUUGAUAGAAGCACCUGUUGAUAAGGCUCUAAAGAAGUAUGAAUUAGGUAAAUCUUUUUACAUCUAUAGUCUGAUAAAUGUUUAUGGUUAAGUUGAAAUAUCUGGUAAAUUAAACAUGUUUUUGUCCCCUUUGACACAAUUAACUUUUCUCCCAAGAGGAAGGGUAUUUUAAUUGGCCUGGUUUCUUUCCAGCUGGUUAGUAGCUAGUUGGAAUAGAUUUUUAAGGUCCGUAAUGAAACUGUCAUUUGGGAAGAGAAAAAAAACUCCUUUUUUUAUGCCAACCAGGUCAAAAUAACUUGCUGAAAUCCAUUGUACUUAACCAUCAUGAGGCAAAUGGGUGUUAUCUUAACUGUUAGCAAGUUUCUGCUGAAAGAAAUCCAGAAUAUUUUUUUUCUAUGUACUGGUACUUCCCAAAAAGUUAUAACUAUAUUAUGGUGAUAUAAUGCUAAAUUAUUAUUAUUAUUUGAUGGAUGUAAAUGUCUAAUUUUUCUUUGCUCAAAGAGAGACACUUUGUUUGAAAAUAAAAUAAAGGAUACUUACAAUUUUACCCCCAACAAUAAAAUAAUGCAUGAAAUGUAUGGGGUUUUUUCUCACUAAGGGAGCCAAGAAUACAAUCAGUGGAGUAAGGUCAAGGUCAGGAUCCAUGAACUGAGGCUGCAGAUUAGGGAGGCAGAAAAUGUUUUGGCUUUUUCAUUUAUCGAAGUAAGUUCAGUAACAUUUAUUUAAUUUUAGGUUGAGAAAAUGCGGAGCGAUUUUAUUAAAAAAUUUUUGGUCUUGCCCAGAUGUAUUAAAUUUCUAUUUUGUAUUUAGGGCACUCUCGUGAAAGCAUUGCGUAAUGGAGACUGGGUGCUGUUAGAUGAAAUUAAUUUAGCUGCUGCUGAGACACUGGAAUGUCUGAGUGGACUUUUAGAGAGUGUGUCUGGUUCAGUUGUUUUGACAGAGAGAGGGUAAGUUUUGUUUAAGACACAUGUUAUAACAAAUCAGUUAUCUCUGCAUGUAUAUUCUUGAAUUCUUUUACAUGUUAUUUUAUUAAUAAUGUUAUAUAUCUUACUGUGGUGGAUAAAUUUGUUUUGAGUUUUUCUUAAAUUAAAAUAAAAAUUCUUUUUUAUGAUUUGCAUUUUCAUUGUUUAUGUACUAAGGUAAAUAAUUUUGUUUUAAGAAACAUUAUUUUAUUAUGGAUACCUUAUGAGUGCACUAUAAAAACUGUUUUUCAUUGUUACAGAGACAUAGAGCCCAUUAAAAGACACCCAGAAUUCAGGUUAUUUGCUUGUAUGAAUCCUGCCACAGAUGUGGGAAAGAAAGACCUUCCAGUUGGAAUUAGAAAUCGGUGGGUAUUCAACAAAUCAAUAGUCUUGUUACAUUGAUUAUAUUUUUGACUGCUUUGUUCGUUGUAUCCUAGAUAAUAAUGCGUAGAUGGAUACUUAUUAUUCUGUUCUGAACUUACUUGUAUUUAUGCCUAAAGCUAUUUAAUUUUUCAUUAGUUUUUACUGAUAUUUACCAAUGUAAUAUCAUAUAAUUUAGUUAUUCUGGUCCCUUUUAGCAUGAGCUGUCUAGUAGAAUUUUAUUCAUGAUUCUUUUAUUUUUACUUUUAAUUGAAUUUGGAUUCCUCAUAUUAUUUUUCCUUGUGCUAUUUUUAGAUUCACAGAAUUUUAUGUUGAAGAACUAGAUUGUCCCAAAGAUCUUGCCACUUUAGUUCGGGAUUAUUUGCCUGGCUUGUCACUAACCUCAAAACAGGUGUCAGGCAUUGUCAAUUUCUAUUUAGGCAUCAAAGGAGACCCUUCAGAAAAGCUUACAGAUGGCACAGGACACAAACCACAUUUCAGGUCAGUCUGAAUCAAUGUCAUUGUUUGUUGUUUUUUUUUUGUUACUUUUUUUCAGUGUUCUUUUGACUUAUUGUAAGUUAACUUUUGAAGAUUUGAUCAAGCUUAAAAACUGCAGAAAUAUUUUAAAAAUAAAAUCUGUUUAGAAACUGAAAAUAUUCCCACUCAGUUCUCAAAAACCUAAAAAUAGACAAAGGUAUCUGGAUCACUUUGUGAUUUUUAAAAAUAUUCUUACCUGAAACUAGAAAAAAAUUAUUUGCUCAUGGGAAAUUUGUUGGCAAAAAAAGGCUGUAAAGGUAAAACUCCUUUAUUUUACAAUUUCAAAUGUCAGCUUUAAUAAAAGGGUUUAAACAAUAUAAUUUAUAAUCGGUUUAAUAAAAUUUUCUCACCCACCUUAUUUUGGGUUACAAACGAACAAUGGUAAUUAUUUAGAAACUUGCUUUCAAGAUUAUUCUUCAUUAUUACAUGUAAUUUUUACCUUUUCAGCUUACGAACAUUGUGCCGGGCUCUUAGAUUCUCUGCUAGGAAUUCAUGUAGGAGUGUACCCCGAUCUCUGUACGAGGUAAAUGUGUUCUUUAAUUAAACAAGAGUAUGGAUAUAUGUUUUGAACUAAUUAGAUAAAGUUUACAUUAUAAUAUUUAAUUUUUUUAAAGCAUUCACAAUACGAUAUUCCUUUUGUUACAUAAGUUAUUUUUUCACAAGAAAGCGUGUUAAAAAAAUUACUUAAUUGUUUUAAAUUGUGUUACUUAUGAAUCUGAAAUAAUUUUGUAAUUUAAAAUUUAUAGUUUUUAAUAACUUAGAGUUCACUUUAUUAACUAACAAUCUAACAUGGCCUUUAAACACAGGGCUUUUGUCUGAGCUUCCUCACUCAGCUUGACCGUUCGUCACAUCCUAUAGUCAGUGAUCUUAUUUGCAAACACAUCUUGAGUGGUUCUGCAAUCAAAGCUGUAUUGGGUCAGAAAUUGCCUAGGCCAGAUGGAGAAGAUCUUGAUUGGGUUAAUGUGGCAGAUUACUGGAUCUCAAGGGGCCUGCUGAAACCAACCGUUCCUUCAAACUACAUAGUCACACCAUCCGUAAAACUUAAUCUCAAAGACUUGGCUAGAGUGGUUUCUGCAGGGUGAUUAUAAGAUUUUAUUUCAGCUAAUUACACAAUCAUUACAAUAAAUACUAUAUUUGGUUAACACAUACAAAUGUGGUCAGUUAAACAGUAACUAUGAUACAUAUUUAUUAUCUAAUAACAAGAUACUUGUUUACAAAAAUUAUUAAUGAAUAACAGAUAUUUAUUUGCAAAUUUAUUGAAUGUGAUAACAGGAUAAAAAAUAAUAUUUCUGUUUGCCCACUAGGAGACAUCCUGUUCUGCUCCAAGGUGAAACGUCAGUAGGAAAAACUAGCUUGAUAACAUACUUGGCCCAGUUGACAGGCAAUGUUUGUGUUAGGGUAAACAAUCAUGAGCACACAGAUUUACAAGAGUAUAUUGGCUGUUAUGCAGCCGAUGAACAUGGAAAGCUGGUUUUUAAAGAAGGUAACACAUUUUUCUUAUCCCAUGUCUUAUAAAAAAAUCUGUAGGUCACAAAUAAGACUUUUGAUUAAACAAUUUUUUUUACUCAUUCAUAAAAAAUAGGAGUGUUGGUGGAAGCCAUGAGAAAAGGUCACUGGGUCAUACUUGAUGAACUCAACCUGGCUCCUACAGAUGUACUUGAGGCACUCAAUAGGGUAAGUGAAUAUAUGUGUGCCAGAAAUACAUUUAAAAAUAUUCUUGGAUAUUAUUAUUUUGUUAGAUAAACAGAAUUUUAUCUAAAAGUUUUUAAUAGUUAAAACAAUUAUUUUUGUUUUUAUUUCUUUCAGCUUCUGGAUGAUAAUCAAGAACUGUUUAUUCCAGAAACACAAGAAAUGGUUCAUGCUCACCCUAAGUUUAUUCUUUUUGCCACUCAGAACCCACCAGGAAUGUAUGGUGGAAGAAAGGUAGUUCAACACAAAUAGUCAGAUUUUUGUACUUUUAUAAAUGCAAAAAUAUUUGCAUUGUAAUUCUCAAAAAUAUCCAAAAUACUCAAUUUGGCAGUCUGAAUUUUGAUGUAUGAAAAUAAUCUAUUACUAGACCAUUUAAAUUUGUACUUAAUGCAAAAUCUAGGUAAAAGUUCAUUUAAUUACAUUGACAGUUUUUCUUGAUCCGAAUAUAUCUAGACAUAAUUUGUUCCGAUAAACACCAAUUUGCGUUAAAAGAAACUAGUUUUUAUGUUAUUAGAAACAAACUAAGAACUUUUUUUUCAGGUCCUUUCAAGAGCUUUUCGCAACAGAUUCAUUGAACUUCACUUUGAUGAAAUUCCACCAUCUGAACUUGAAACUAUUCUGCAUGAAAGGUGUGGGAUUCCUUUGUCUUAUGCAAAGAAAUUGGUGGCAGUUAUGUUGCAACUACAGGUAAUAGAUAGUUUGGAUUUUAAUUUUAUUCAGUUAAAGAAUUAACAUUUUAAAAAAUUAAUUACUUCUAAAUAAAAUAUUGAUAAAAGUUUUGUGGCUAUGCAAAACUUUGGCUAAUUUUUUUGGAUAUGUUGAAUUUUAGCAUCUCUAUAUCUAUUUCAGACACGCCGCAGAGGAUCUGGCAUUUUUUCUGGCAAGCAUGGUUUCAUGACACUUAGAGAUUUGUUCAGAUGGGCUUUGAGAUACAAUUGUCCUGAGGCUGGAAAGGGAGAGAAGUUUUAUGACUGGGAUCAGCAUUUAGCUGAACAUGGUUAGCAGUUCUUUUAGUUUUAUUUUCCCAUUCUUACGGGCUUUGAAAUGCCGAGUAAUCAACAGUUACAUUAAGCUUUGGAUCAAGAUGUGCAGUACAAGAUAUACCAACAUAAGAUAUUUAGGUUUGAAGAAGCUUUCAGAUAACAGCAAAGCUUUAUCUGUAUCCUUGUUAGGUCAACUUGUCACUGACUAGGCAACGUAGCAUUAGAUUAAAUUUCUACAUUUACCUACUAAAGGGCUAUUUUUGUAUCAAAUAAAAAAUCUCACUGCACUAUUUGUAAUCAGGGAUUUGGAUUCUUAUCUUUUUUUUAAAAGUAAAACCAACUCUAAGAGAAAUGUUUUAUGCAUGUCAAAUUAUUAAAUAACAAUAUCUGUUUUACCACUUUGAAUAAUAUCGGACUUGGGCUGCUUUAAAUUUUGAAAAAAAAACAAAAAAACAACUUUAACAAUGUGAAUGGUAAAUGAAAAUGCAGACAAUAUAUAGUUUCACAAUCUACAUUUUUAAAUCCUACUUUCAAUCUUUACAUAUCUCUUAACUGUAAACUCUAUCCCAAAAUGCUUAUUGAAUUUCAAAAAAUCUAUUUAUUUUCAGGGUAUUUGUUACUUGCCGGUAGGGUAAGGAAACAGGAAGAAGAGGUCAUCAUUAAGGAAGUCCUUGAAAAAAAUUUAAAAAGAAAGUUACAAGUAGAUUCACUAUUUAAUACCACACCAUCAACAUCAGCUCCUGUGGCGGCCAUGCUGACUGAUGUUAUGAACCAGAAACUCCCUGAGUUUCAGCAUAUAGUGUGGACUUACAGUAUGCGCAGAUUAGCUGUUUUGAUUGGUCAGGCCAUCAGAUUUAAGGAGCCCAUCCUGCUUGUUGGAGAUACUGGGUAAGUCUCUGAACAUGUUAAUCUCUUCUUGCUUCCUAAAAGUUGUGAAUUUUUAUGAAAACUUUUUGCCUUGUUUGACUUUAUCACUAAGAAAGCAGUGCUUCUUUUGCAGUGUUGGUAAGACAACAGUCUGUCAGUUGUAUGCAGCCAUGCAAGGAAGAGAUCUUUACAGCAUCAACUGCCACAUGCAUACAGAAAGUGCAGAUUUCCUGGGGGGCCUAAGACCAGUGAGAAAUCAUGAUGACUCAGUGAGUGUAUUAAGUCAAAGAUUUAUGACAUGCUUUGAACUUCCAUUUAUAUUUGUUUUGCAGUAAACUAUGUUUCGCAUCAAACUAGAGUUUACCGAUGAUUAGUGUAUCUCAUGUAAAUCUUUAUUUCACUAGGAGAAUGGAGAGCACAAACUAUUUGAAUGGAAGGAUGGACCUCUAGUUAAAGCAAUGAAAGAAGGGGCCAUGUUUCUGAUUGAUGAAAUUUCCUUGGCUGAUGAUUCUGUGUUGGAGAGAUUAAACAGGUGGGUGUCAUAUUUUGCUAUAAGAAAAGGGGUUUAUGAAAUAGUGCCUUUGGAAAUAGCCUAAGUUUUCCUCUUAAUGCCUCAUUAUGUGCACAAAAUUGCUUUUAAGUUUUAAUUAUAUUUCCUCCUGAAAUAAACACAUCUUUGUUUUGUCAUACACUGACUUUUUAUCUAUAUAUUUUGUGUCUAGUUCACUUAAAUGUUUAUUUUAUUCAACGUAUCUAAUUUUCAGUGUCCUAGAACCAGAAAGAACAAUUUUGCUAGCAGAAAGAGGUGGAGAUUCUUCAUCAGAGAUAGAGACAUUGAAAGCUGCAGAACACUUCCAUGUGUUUGGUACCAUGAAUCCCGGUGGAGACUUUGGCAAGAAAGAGGUAAAGUUUGUUACUUUGUAAUACAGAGUGAUGACUCUUGAAAUAAAGACUAACUUAAUUAUUAUAUGUAUAGUGUUAUAUUAAGUUCAGCCUUUUUUUUUUACUCUCCUGCAAUGCUUUGAAUAACAACAUUCCUAUUUUAAAAAUACAUUUCAGCUCUCCCCUGCCUUAAGAAACAGAUUCACAGAGAUCUGGUGCCCUCAAUCUUAUAACCAUGAUGAUCUUGUGUCUGUCAUUGAGAAAAACAUCAAAUCUAGUCUUCAACUAUACAAAACCCCUGAUGGUAAUAGUGGGUUUGGUCAUGCCAUCAUGGAAUUCAUUGAGUGGUUUAUGAGUACAGAUGUUGGGAAAAGGUAACCCUUUUUUAAUCAGACAUUAUAUCUUCUUGUUAGUUAUACAUUAGAACCAUAGAAAAGGUAUAUAUUUUAUUGGAUGAGAGAAUUUAGAAACAUUCAUUUGUAUUUUUUAAUGUUCACAUUUAGAACUACAGUGAGUAUUCGAGACAUUCUAAGUUGGGUACAAUUCAUCAACACAUGUUCCUCAAAUUGGAAUGAGAAUGAGGAUAAGGAUGUUGACAUGGAAACAGAUGGAGCAUCCCUUUGCAACCUUGACCCUCUCAUCUCCUACAUCCAUGGGGCUUGUUUGAUUCUUAUUGACAGCUUGGGUGCUGGUAGGUUUUUUACAUAGUGAUUUUCUUACCGUAACUUGUUAACUGUUAUAGUGUGAGAUGAGAAUGUUGUUAGUUUAGUUCAUCACUUGAAUCAAUGAGGACCACUUAAAUCAUCUAAUUGGUGUUAGGGCUGAUUUUUUUCUGUGGAUGCAGCAGAUGGUUGAUAAGACCGAUUAUUGCACAAGAUUUUCUUGUGCAGUGUAUGCAAGGAUCGAUGAGAAAUAAUCCAUCAGUAAUUCUGUACUGAAAAAAAUAUAUAAAUACUUCAGAAUAUCCAUAUAAAGAUGACUAACAACUCAUCAUCAUGAGACCCCGAAAGCUACACUUGAUAUUGUAAUGGAAUCAUGAAAAAAUAUAUGCCUUCAUUCUUAUUAAGUUAGAUAACAUUUUAUUAGCAUUAUGACUAGUUGGUUAAUGAUAAUUUGUUAUCUUGUUGUUUUUUUUUUUUUUUAUAGGAAAAAGGCAUCAUUUAGGAAGUUUCACAAUAUUUGAUCUUUUACAAGUAAAGUACUUCAUUAUUUUGUCUAUGUAUUUAUUUAAUUUUAUUUCUUUCCAGGUUCAGCAACAUUCAGUUCAGAGGCUAACACAAAGGAUUCCAGAAUUUUGUGUUUCCAUUUCCUUCAAAGACAACUAUCCAGACUAAUGGGUCGUGAAAUAAAUUUGAACCUGUGUGGACUUCUGUUAGAUAGAUCAGGAGUAGAGAAAUCCCUUAUUGUUACUGAAAAUUCUUUGACAAUCGCUCCUUUUUCCAUCAAGAGAGGUAACUAUCAAACUGGAGAUUUUAUAUGAUACAAAUCUUGAUAUCAUUGAAUUUUGUUUACGCCACAUUUUAUAGACUUAAAAAAAUAAAAAAUGUUAACUUCUUUUUUUUUUUCAGAGCCUGUUGUCUGCGCAGCUGAUGAAAUGUUUGCAUUCGAGGCUCCUACAACAUGCAUUAAUGCCCAAAAACUGCUCAGGGGUCUCCAGCUGCCCCGUCCUUUGCUCCUAGAGGGAUCACCUGGAGUGGGCAAAACAAGUCUUGUAGCAGCAGUUGCAAGAAUGGCCCGUAAAAAGCUCAUCAGAAUAAAUCUUUCUGAGCAGACGGUAAGCUGUACAGUUUUAAAACAAAAUUUGUUUUUUUAUCUUGUAUCAGUAUUUUUUCCCUGUGACUGUUGUUUUUACCUUAGGACCGUUUUUUUAAAAAUAUCUUGUGGCUGUUUUAUUAUCUUGUAUGCUAUUUUGAUUGGCAGGAUGUAACUGACCUGUUUGGAGCUGACUUGCCAGUGGAAGGUGGUCAAGGUGGUAUGUUUGCCUGGAGAGAUGGACCUUUUCUUCAGGCCCUCAAAGCUGGUCAUUGGGUUGUUCUUGAUGAGGUAUAGGAAUUAGAGUCCAGCAGACAAUUUCUGACCUAGUUACCAUCAACAGUCUAAAUCAACAGCUUUCUGCAUGUAAAUGUUAACUGAACAGGGAAAGACCACUUAGGGAUUUAAUAUAUCUUUAUAAUGUACAUUUUUAGUUUUCAGGAAUAAAGUUGAUUAAAAAGCAUUAACAAUGUUUUUUGUUUGUAAUUUUUAGCUGAAUUUAGCAUCACAGUCUGUUCUUGAAGGCCUCAAUGCCUGUUUUGAUCACCGUGCAGAAGUAUAUAUUCCAGAGUUGGGCAAGUCUUUCCACAUUCAGCAUGAAAAAACUUGUGUUUUUGCCUGUCAGAACCCACUCUCUCAAGGUGGAGGAAGAAAGGGAUUGCCUCGUUCUUUUCUUAACAGAUUCACCCAGGUGAAUUUUUGUUAACUUUUAAUUAGAUAAUUUAACUUUGUAUUUCUUGGUUAAUUCAAAUUUGGCCACAUUUAAGUCUCUUACAGAUGAAUUUUGACAUUAUUUUAACAAAUUAACAGUUGUGUCAGAGAAGUAAAUGAAUGAGUGAAAAAGGUUGCAUACUUUUUUUAAUAGUAUUUAAUCAUAGCUAAAGGUAUUUAUAAAUAAGAAUGUUUCAUUAAAUUUUUUUAAAUUUUAUUUUUCUACUUUGCUAGGUCUAUGUGGAUCCUCUGUCUAAAGAAGACCUAAUUUUCAUCACAAAGACAAUGUACCCCAACUUAUCUGAGGAAAUGUUGACUCUUAUGGUUGACUUUAACUCAAAGGUUUUUAAAAAAAAAAAAAAAAAAUAUUGA